Molecule: messenger RNA, 3070 nt
Organism: Haliotis rufescens (red abalone)
Lineage: Eukaryota; Metazoa; Mollusca; Gastropoda; Lepetellida; Haliotidae
Product: carbohydrate sulfotransferase 15-like
Exons: 8
Coding region: 43-1314 (423 amino acids)
Biological process (GO): hexose biosynthetic process
Molecular function (GO): N-acetylgalactosamine 4-sulfate 6-O-sulfotransferase activity
Source: RefSeq, a predicted model, not a curated record
CAGGCGUGUAUAUAAACUGCGGCAAUCUGUCAGCAAUUGAUUAUGCCCAAGGUUGUAUUGAGCAUCACUGACACAUCCACAUCACAGACAGUUAUACUAUUUCAGACGUUCGGCCAGCAAGUCAGUAUGAGGUUGGCAUCAGGACGAUUGGUGUUAUUGAUGCUGGGUCUGUGUGUGUGCCUUUGGCUUGUGACACGGUAUGGCAGUCGAACGGACCAUUAUGAAAUUAGCAUGCGUUCACAUGGAUACGUGUCGGGAUCCAAUACAGCGAAACUUGGCAUUCGGUGUGUGGGAGCAGGACCACAUGAGGUAGAAGAUCUGUUCUGUAUGGAAAGACCACGACAUCUGCCGGACUUUAAGAACCCCUGCUGGUACACAAAGGAGGAGGGAAAGUUACGUCUCAAGUGCAUCCCUUACUACCAUAUUCUGGGUGUGUGCAAAUCGGGGACCACCGACCUCGCCUACCGCAUAAGGGCCCAUGAAGACGUCCUCGGAUGCAAUAAUUGUCUCGGAAAGAAGGAAAGUUUUUACUGGUGCCGUAGAAGAUAUGGUUAUGAAUUUUCCAUGAAAGAGAGGAUACCCUGCAACUUCAGCUGCUUUCAACAUAUGUUUGCUGACGCUGCGCAAAAGAUAGAACAGACAACUACGGAAACAGGCUAUCACAAUAUGAUUACAGGUGAUGCAACUCCUUCAGAUUUUAGUGAUUUCCGAGGAUGGCCAAAAAUACCACAAAAUGCAGGUUUAGAGAAACCAGCGGUUUUGACACCCCAUCUUAUGAGACACGUGUAUACAGAUCCGAAGUUUAUUCUCAUCUUCAGAAAUCCAACUGAUAGGUUAUAUUCUGACUACAUGAUGAUGGGCGGAAGAUCAGCUGAGGAUUUCGACAAAACUGUGAGAAAAGAUAUUCAGACCGAGGAGACCUGCAUGAAGAACCACACGGUGGAACAAUGUCUGUACAGCCUGGACAUAGCACGAACACUUCGGACUCGGAUUUUCUUAGGGUUCUAUUCAGUUUACAUGCGAGAAUGGCUGAAGGUUUUUCCUAGAGAGCAAUUCCUUAUCUUGCGAACAGAGGACCACGAUGAAGAUCCAAAAGCUCAGCUGAGAAAAGUGUAUAACUAUUUGAAACUGAAUUAUACAGAAGACUGGCUGACGUCCAUCGCCAAUAUGCCCCAUAUGCGGGUCAGUUCGAAGAGCAUUAGUGAAGGACCUAUGCUUGAAAAGACCCGUGUCUUGCUGGACAAUUUUUACAGCAGAUACAAGCAGGAUUUGGCAAAUCUGCUACAGGAUAAGAGAUUUCUGUGGUUGACAUAGUUUAAAUGAUAUAACAUUCAAAAAAGCAGUUCAAAGGAAUACACCCGUAAAACAAUUAUUACUAAUUCGUUUUAUCGUAAUGGUGGAAUAAACAUUUUUACAGCCAAUACAAGCAAACGGACCCGGGCCUGGUAAUCUGGUAUUCACAACAGGAUAUCUUAGCCUCUCCGUUAGGGGCGUACUUGAAACAGUCCACCUACCAGCAGCUUGCGUGGAUGAUGAUGCAGCAAAGACAGUGACCUACUGGAGUAUCCUGAGGCCACUUGGAACAUUGUUCAUUUAACCAAUCAAGUUUAUUGAUUAAGCUUCGGCCCAGAACAAAAUAAAUAAAAAUUUCAUUUGCUCAGGCCAGCAGAUGAUUGAAGGUUAUUCUUUUACAUGCAUUUCAAAAACGCUUCAAGUAUUUUACAAUCUCCUCGAAUAUUUAAAAACACAUUCACUUGGGUAUAGGCAAAACCUUUGGGUAUUGACUUGUUUGAAAAGAUACAUUUUGAGGGACAAUUUAAUUACGUAACGUACAUGUACAUAUCAAUUUUGCAGUGUAAACAUUGGAUACUGGAUAAAUCUUACCUAUGUUAGGACAUGAGGACCAGAAGGUCAUGGACUUUCAAAUUUGCAUUCUGAAUAAGCAAUCCAUUUGUUUAAAUGAUACGAAUUUGGUUGGCCUAAAUUACACAAUAGUGCAGUUUGAGAUGCAUCGGUUGUGAGGAUGAAGGGUUUGUUUUGGUCAGGCUAUACAAGAGUGGGGGAAAUUGUAAUGACUUGCUUUAGGUUUUCUAAUACCUGUUCACAAAUGUCAGACCCUUCGGAAGAUGCGUCUUGUUUUAACAUGUUGUGUAGAAGGGUGGGCGAUGCCACAAAAGUAUUCCCAAAUUUGAGAUAAUAAGUUGCUAAACCUAAGCAAUGAAGCCCAUCAUGGACCUGUUCAGGGAAUGGGAUUUGAUUGACUGUAUCUAUGUUUGAAGGAUCUGUACAUGUGCGGGUUUAGGCCUGCUGUGAAGUGAGGCCUGCUUCUUUGAUUGUUUUGAAUAUUGCCUUGAUGUAGUUCAAAGUACCUAAAUGGUUUGCGAGAAGAUCAUGUUAGCCGUAUACAUGUAUAUGGAACUAUAACGCCAAACCAUUUCUGUUGCUUGAUGGAUUGAUGACGGCCGAUUUGUGGAGUGGAGUGGAGUGGAGUGGAGUGGAGUGGAGUGGUAUUUUUCCAAAAAACACACAAGCACAAUCAAAAGCGAAAACAGCUAUGGACACAAAGAUGGCAUUAAGCACACAUCAUAAAGGGAUAAAUAUGUUGAUCGAGUUCGAAUAUCCCUACAGUAAUAAAGAUUAAUGGAAUACAGAGUUAUGGCCCUUAAUUUUUUUUAACAAGGUGCACAAUACCGCCAAUUUCUCGGUAAGCGCAACAGAUAAAUCUUUGGCCAUGGUUACCCUUUUAAAUGACAUUUUCUGGUGCCAGUCCUUUCGUUAUUUCUCAAAAAAACUUUGAAAAUUUGUAGGGGAAUUUGUUUUAAUGCCUGUCAUUAUCGCAGAAAUCAAAGUUACAAUUGUAAGCAUGCAAAACACGUAUUCAGGGGUUCUUGUUGAACUCUCAAAGAACGACGAAGCAAUAAUAUACACACAGACUCAUUUGUUUGCUUAUAAUAAAAACACUUCCCUAAUUUUCCCUAUCUAUUCCAAGAGCCGCAUCAUCGACCAUCAAAAGGUUCGACUGAAGGUGUUUCUGACACUGUUAUUUCCUGAAAUAAAUAAUAUAUCUUAA